Molecule: messenger RNA, 1293 nt
Organism: Phragmites australis (common reed)
Lineage: Eukaryota; Viridiplantae; Streptophyta; Magnoliopsida; Poales; Poaceae
Product: tryptophan aminotransferase-related protein 1-like
Exons: 5
Coding region: 1-1293 (430 amino acids)
Biological process (GO): amino acid metabolic process
Molecular function (GO): transaminase activity; carbon-sulfur lyase activity
Source: RefSeq, a predicted model, not a curated record
AUGGCGGGCAAGGAGGGCAGCGGGAUGGUGGUGCGGUACGCCGGGCGGCUCGGGGUGGUCGCGUCCGUGGCGCUGAACCUAGCCGCGCUCGCGCUGUACAUCCGCCGGCGCUUCUUCGGCGGGAGCGGAUCGGGGGAUGGCGGCGGUGGCAGGGAGAUCGCCACGGUGGAGCCGUCCAAAGGCAAGCCGCUGGUCACGCCGGACUCCGUCGUCAACCUCGACCACGGCGACCCGACGAUGUACGAGGCGUUCUGGCGCGAGACGGGCGACCGUGCCACGAUCGUGAUCCCGGGGUGCCAGACGAUGAGCUACUUCUCCGACGUCGGCGGCUUCUGCUGGUUCCUGGAGCCCGGGUUUGAGCGCGAGGUGCGCCGCCUCCACCGCCUCGUGGGCAACGCGGUGGUCGACGGAUACCACGUGCUGGUCGGGACAGGAUCCACGCAGCUCUUCCAGGCCGCGCUCUACGCGCUCUCGCCUGCCACAGACGGCGCGCCCAUGAGCGUCGUCUCACCGGCGCCUUACUACUCGUCGUACCCGGCCGUGACGAACUUCCUCAACUCCGGUCUCUACCGCUGGGCCGGCGACGCAAACACAUUCGACGGUGACACAUGCAUUGAGCUAGUCUGCUCGCCGAACAACCCAGAUGGUGGAAUCCGCAAGGCUGUCAUCGAGUCCAAGUCCGGGAAGGCCAUCCAUGACUUCGCCUACUACUGGCCGCAGUACACACCCAUCACCGAGGCGGCCGGCCACGACAUCAUGCUCUUCACCGUCUCAAAGUGCACUGGACAUGCUGGCACGAGGCUAGGGUGGGCGUUGGUGAAGGAUAGGGAGGUGGCCCAAAAGAUGAUCAAGUUCAUAGAGCUCAACACCAUUGGUGUGUCCAAGGAUUCGCAACUCCGCGCCGCCAAGAUCCUCGGUGCUGUUUGUGAUGGCUAUGAGACAUCGCUCGAUGGCGAGGCGAGCCGGCUCUUCCAUUUCGCCCGGCAGCAAAUGAUGGAGCGUUGGAGCAAGCUUCGUGCCGCUGUGGCAGCCUCAGACAUCUUUACACUUCCCAAUGAGCUCUCCAACUACUGCACCUUUGUCAAGGAGACUAUCACAACCAAUCCCCCAUUUGCAUGGCUUCGCUGUGAGAAGGAAGGUGUGAAAGACUUGGAGGGCUUUCUGCGUGAGCACAAGAUAAUCACUCGUGGAGGAACAAAGUUUGGAGUAGAUGGGAGGUUUGUUAGAGUUAGCAUGCUCGACACCGACGAAGCUUUCAACGUGUUCAUGGAUCGCCUUGCCUCCUUGAAAUGA